AUGUCAUCCGCAAGAAUAGAGGUGGAGAAAUAUGAUGGUCGUGGAGACUACUUGAUGUGGAAAGAGAAGCUUGAAGCUCACUUGGAUAUUCUGGGUUUAAGCGUUGUUUUCAGAGAAGAUGGUGGAUCUAAGAAGGUUUCAGAUCUGGAAGCAUCUAACGAAGAAGACAAAGAUGCAGAAGCAAAGCUCGAAGCUUUUGAAGAGAAGAAGAAAAGAGCAAGGAGCACUAUUGUUCUCAGUCUCGCUGACAGGGUUUUACGGAAAGUUAAGAAGGAGAAGACUGCUGUCUCUAUGUUGAAAGCUCUGGACAACCUCUACAUGUCCAAAGCGCUUCCGAACAGAAUCUACUUGAAGCAGAAGCUAUACAGCUUCAAAAUGUCUGAAAAUCUCUCUGUUGAAGGUAAUAUUGAUGAGUUCCUUCAUAUUAUAGAAGAUUUAGACAACAUGGAUGUUCAGGUUGCUGAUGAAGAUUAA
This is a messenger RNA of Microthlaspi erraticum, 474 nucleotides long. NCBI's taxonomy places the organism in Eukaryota, Viridiplantae, Streptophyta, Magnoliopsida, Brassicales, Brassicaceae. The record is from the annotation of a GenBank genome assembly.